AAUUUUAACGCGAUCACAUCCACCUAUUUCUUUCGUCUACCAACUUCCAUUCGGUAGUCGUGUUCGAUUCUCCCGCCUAACUUUCAGAUACGACCUCUUGAUACCAGUUACUCUUUAUUAGGUCUUUUUCUUUCUUCUUCUUCGUGCUGUUGCUACGUUUUAUCGGGACUAAAAUAAAUGAUUCUCUUUCUUCGUGUUCCGAUACCCGGAACAGUGUAAGAAAUGCCGAAGAAAUACAACGAGAAAGCCAGAUCAUUCUUCGUGUUUCUCUCGUCGAUAUAAAGCUGCUUGAUAAGGUAGCUUGAAACAAUGGAGAACAAUCUUGCAAACGAGAGGAACGAGCUGUGGGCAAUUUAUUCUUGGUGGUCGUGUGUCCUUGCUUUAAAAAUGUUUUCUUUAACCUGGUUCACUGGGCGUAUUCGAGUAGACAGACAGGUGAUCCACAGUGAAGAGGACAGAGUGUGGAUGAAAGGAUCAAAUACAAUUUUAUGCCCAACUGGAGGAGGUCACGAAGAUGUGGAUCGGAUUCGAAGCGCUCAUCGUCAUGAUCUUGAAACUGUACUCCCUUAUCUCUUAAUUACACCGAUAUGGUUGAACACGUCACCCAUGUUUCCGGUAGCCAAAACUAUUCCCCGUUGUUUCGCAAUACUCAGCAUAUCGUACACUCUGAUGCAUAUGGAAAUCGUAAACGUGCCUCGUUAUUGCAAAACAAUUCUAUUCGCUUUGGAAGUUUGUAUCUUGACCUGCAUGUCUGCCAUGUCUGCAGUAUAUUAUUCGGAUGGGUUCUAAACUGUCUGAUAAUAAAUUUUCAUAUAGUACAAUGACUUCAAUAAAAAAUUGCAUUAGAAGACACUGACAAUAUAUUUUUUUAUUGAAGCAGUAAUGUAAGAAAAAUAUAAAAAGAGAACUCUGAUUGUGCAACGUUCAUUCAAGAAAUGAAUAUCCAUUUCUUCUGACGAUCUCGUGACUACUCAUUAGAUAUUGAUGUAACCAUCAAUUUCAUGCUCUUGACCGAUUGCAGCAUUAUUAAUAGUACUAUAUACAAUCGUGUCGAUAAACAAGCGAUAAAGAAGGAAAUCGUUUACGCGAAACGAUCGUAAAUGUAUCUAUCUAGUUAUUCAAUUUCCACUUUGCUAGAACUGAAUCUUGCAAAGUUUUAUUUGCAAUUCAUUCACGAAGACAUGAUGUGCGUUAUGAGAAUCUCCGAAGCACCCUGGGCUCCAUAUGCAUGCGGUCUGCAUAACAGGUCCAAUGAUCAUAUCUCGCCCAAGUAUCGAAUGCAGA
This is a messenger RNA of Osmia bicornis bicornis, 1284 nucleotides long. RefSeq names its product prostaglandin E synthase-like. Gene Ontology annotation, cellular component: membrane. The coding region runs from base 310 to 789 and encodes 159 amino acids. NCBI's taxonomy places the organism in Eukaryota, Metazoa, Arthropoda, Insecta, Hymenoptera, Megachilidae. The transcript has 3 exons. The record is from RefSeq and is a predicted model, not a curated record.